AGGAAUCGAUCUGUGGUUCGAGCUCUUGUUAGCCGGCGUUGCUUCGCUUCGUCGUCGGAGGAACUCGCAAAGAGAAAUUACGCCAACGACCUGUCGGAGUACAACUCAGUCGUCAACUCCGUCACAGCUCAGCGCAGGCACUAUCUGCUGAGGGAUGUGUAUGAUGAUAUGAAGCUAGAUGGAGUGCAGCCUACAGCUGAUAUAUUCCAUUCAUUUGUUGUGGGAGUGAUGAAGGGAGCUCGCUUAAAUGAUGCUUUCUUUUUCCGUGAAGAAAUGAAGGCCAUGGGAAUUGCUCCAGAUGUGAACUUGUACAACUUUUUGAUUUCCACAUGUGGUAAAUGCAAGAAUGGAAAGGAAGCGAUCCGAGUCUACGAGGAGAUGAAGAGAUAUGAUGUUAAACCAAAUGGACAGACUUUUGUCUGCCUGCUCAAUGCCUGCGCUGUUUCUGGCCAAUUAGAUCUUGUGUAUGCGAUAGUUCGAGAUAUGACUGCUGCUGGUGUUGGUUUGAACCAGUUCUGCUAUGCAGGACUCAUAACUGCUCACUUAAACAAGCAGCCUAGACCAGCUAAUCUUUCUACCAAGAUUCUCGAGUUCGUGGAGCAGUCAAAAGGCUGGUCAUCAAUUGAUUCGUCAAGGAAGAGUGCAGAAGAUAUGAUGUUUAGCAUCAGUGAAGAAGAGCUGUACAAUAUUCCAACCGCUGAAUAUUCCCAUCGGAGCAGGUUUCUGCAGAGGAAUUUGACCGUGCACCACGUAGCAUUCAGUGCUCUCGCUGAUCUACAGGAUGUAAAAGCAACGGAAGCUCUUCUUGAGAUGCUUAAGAAAGACGGAAAAGACACUGACACUUACUGCGUCCUACAAAUUAUGAGGUGCUAUCUACACUCGAAAGACUUUAAAAAUGGUCUCAAAUGGUUUGAAGAUUACAUGAAAGACAAAACCCCUGCCAUGGAACUCUACACGACUCUCAUAGAGGGAGCCAUGACAGGAUACACCGAUGAAGGAAUGCAGAUUGCUCAAGACGCUCUGGUCAAGAUGAACGAUCGCAAUUUCUUCUUAGAGCCAAGAACUGGAAGCAAUUUGCUACUCAAAGCUGCUGGUGAAAAGACCGGUGGGUACACGGUUGCCAAUAUGAUAUGGGAUCUGAUGCAAGCUCGGAAUAUUCCACCCACACUAGCUGCUGUUGAAGCUUACUACAAGGGAUUAAAAGAACGUGAAAUACCAGAGGAUGAUCCGAGAUUGAUGUUAGUGACGCGUACAUACAAUAACCUGAGGCUUCAGCAAGGGACAUUGCCGAAUCGACGC
Thlaspi arvense is the source of this 1299-nucleotide messenger RNA. The record is from the annotation of a GenBank genome assembly. NCBI's taxonomy places the organism in Eukaryota, Viridiplantae, Streptophyta, Magnoliopsida, Brassicales, Brassicaceae.